Closterium sp. NIES-67 is the source of this 2302-nucleotide messenger RNA. NCBI's taxonomy places the organism in Eukaryota, Viridiplantae, Streptophyta, Zygnematophyceae, Desmidiales, Closteriaceae. The record is from the annotation of a GenBank genome assembly.
UAGGUACUGAUCAUCGCCGCGUAGAUCAAUCACUCACCAUGCUUCCUCACGCCGCCGUUCCGCAGCGUGCGGCGGCCAUUGUGCCGUCAAAUCCGGCACGCCUACCGCCAUUUCCCGCCAUUUUCAGCCUCGUCAAUCCCCAGGGUUCUCAGCAUCCGCAUCAGGCCUUCAUCCCAUUCCACCGCCUUUCUAGAACCCCUGACACUCAUUUUCGCGCACGUUUUCCCUCCCGUUAUCCCCUCGUUCGCACGGUCUCCUCCUCCCGCGCUCUCCCUUCCCGCUCACCCGCCUUCCGCCUCCAACCGCGCCGGCCCCUGCCACUCCGCCACGCGUUCCAUGGUCCGACUCAACUAGGCCCCGCGGCUUCCCGCGCGAGCGGCGGCGGGAGGAGCGGAGGCGGCGCCGACGCGGAUGAGGGGGAAGCACGCGGCGGAGCGGACAGGGAGCGGGAAGACGGGGGCGUUGCUGCUGAUGCAGAUGAUAAUAAUGAUAAUAAAGAUAAUAAUGAUCCUGUUGGCGGGUUCUGGAAGUCGGUAUCGUCGGCCAUGCAGUCCAUGGCGGACGCGGUGACUCAGACGCAGCGGGAGCUGCUGGAGGGGGAAUACAGCGCCGGCACGCCGUGGCUCGACGAUGAUGACGUGUCGCUGCUCCAUUCGCAGAUCACCCCGUACAACUUCGUCAAGGUGGUGGAGGUGUCUCGCCGCGCGGACAACAGCCUGGCAGGAUCUAGAGUGCUGCUGCUGGACCAGCCAGGGAACAUCCACUCCAUGUACUUCAAAUACAAGCCCUGGACGGACUCCUAUUAUGACCUCUUCACGCUGCUGCCCCCUCUGCUCCCUCCCGGCCCCAUUGCCAUUCUCGGCCUUGCAGCUGGCACGGGUGCUCGCCUGCUAUUGCGCCACUACCCUCAUCUGGAGCUGCAUGGAUGGGAGAUUGACGACCAUGUCAUUCAGGUCGCCCGCUCUUACUUUGAUCUGGAGGAGUUGGAGGACGGCUCGUUUGCUGCUCAGCAGUUGAGACCCUAUGUGCCCUUCAGUGACAGUGACAGUGACACAAUCGAAGGUGACUGUAUAGGGGAGGAGGAAACUGAACGCGAGACACCAGCGCCAUCAGCAGGAACCACAGAAGCAGACACAUCACAUGUGGACGGCGUUGGCCGUCUCGUAGUGCACUGCGGCGACGCACUGUCCACGUCAGCAACCGUAUUGGGCGGCUUCGCCGGCAUCAUAGUCGAUCUCUACAGCCGAGGCGCUGUCGUGGCGCCACUUCAACAGGUGGACACGUGGCGCGCUCUCAGUGGCCGGCUGCACGAGGGGGGGAAGAUUCUGGUAAACUGCGGAGGGGGAUGUGUGGAGGGGGAUGAGUCGGUACAAACCGAUGGAGAGGCUAUAAUGCUAGCGACUUUAGAAGCCAUGGCUGCUGUUUUCCCACCAGAGGCCAUCCUGUGCCAUAGGGUGGGGGAUGAGGAUGGGGAGGAUGAUGAGAGUGAUGACACGGAGUGGGAUGGGAAUGUGAUGGUGCUUGCUGGGCAUGACAGCAUGCCAUGGCCACUGGUCCCCUCUGUGGUAUCAUCACCAUCACCACUAUCGCUGCCAUCACUGGUGCCUUCACCAUCACCAUCAUCGCCAUCGCUAUCAUCACCAUCAGUAUCAUCACCAUCACCAUCGGUGUUACACUUAAGGGAAGUAGUAGGUGCGGAGGAGAGAGCACAGGUGGAGGGAGGGGCCGCAGGGGCGUGGGAGGAGGAGUGGGGAGCAAGGGUACCGGGAGAGCUGAGGGGGAAGGUGAGGCAGUGGAUGCCGCUGGAUAAAUUCGUGCAGGCCCAGGAGCAACGGAGAAAGGCGAAAGCAGCCGCGCUGUUGCGGUGAGGAGGCAUUUCUGGAAGGAGAAAGGAUUUGGAGUGUGCUGGAUGGAGGAAACAUGGGAGGAGUGGGGAGGGAGCAAUGGCGUUGGUUGAUCUGAGUGGGAAGGCGACUUUUGAGUCGACUCAAAAGUCACCUUCUGGAAGGAGAAAGGACGUGGAGUGUGCCGGAAGGAGGGAACAUGGGAGGAGUGGGGAGGGAGCAAGGGCGUUGGUUGAUCUGAGUGGUAAGGUGAGGCAGUGUGUGCCGCUGGGGAGAUUCAUGCAGGCCCAGGAGCAACGGAGAAAGGCAAAAGCAGCUGCGCAGCUGUGGUAACGAGUGGAGCUGGGGUGACAAAUGGAGCAUUGAGGCAGCAUGGGACGUCUGAUUGAUGCACUGUGCUUGAAUUGCAUUUCUCUCCUAGUGUGGUACUGUAAGAGCUCAAAGCAGUGCCAUGUAAU